Neoarius graeffei (lesser salmon catfish) is the source of this 5596-nucleotide messenger RNA. RefSeq lists its product as uncharacterized. The coding region runs from base 13 to 4161 and encodes 1382 amino acids. Gene Ontology annotation, biological process: telomere maintenance; DNA repair. Gene Ontology annotation, molecular function: DNA helicase activity. Lineage: Eukaryota; Metazoa; Chordata; Actinopteri; Siluriformes; Ariidae. The transcript is spliced from 3 exons. The record is from RefSeq and is a predicted model, not a curated record.
UUGUCGAUUCAAAUGCGCAAAGGCAGGUCCAGAGCUGCAGAUGGCCGUCAUAUUAACAACCUCAUGCUCCUGGACCGAGACGAGGUGCAACGGCUCAUUAUGAGCCAAGACGCAACUCGGUUUAUGCAACCUCUUCGAGGCACCCCGGCUUAUUGGACAAAAACGCUCAAAGAUGUCCACGCCAUGGUCCGGCAAAUUGGCAAACCCACGUUUUUUGCAACGUUCUCCGCUGCCGAGAUGAGAUGGCCUGAGGUCAUAGAGGUCAUAAAAGCUCAGCAGGGAGAACUAGGGGACUUUUCAGAGCUCGACUGGAAAGCGAAAUGCGACAUUCUGCGGAGCAACCCCGUAACGGUGAUGCGCAUGUUUGAAAAGCGAGUCGAUGCUCUGAUGACCAACCUUAUCCUCUCACCAGCACAGCCCAUUGGUGAAGUAGAGGAUUACUUUUAUAGGGUUGAGUUCCAAGCUAGAGGAAGUCCCCAUAUACACAUGCUGAUCUGGAUAAAAAACUCACCCAAAUUUGACGACGCCUCUGACGACGAAGUAGCGGCGUUUAUAGAUCGCUACAUCUCGUGUGAGAUGCCUGACCCCGAGACAGACCUGGAGCUCCACGGAAUUGUCUCGGAGGUUCAGGUGCACAGCAGGAACCAUUCCAAGUCCUGCAAAAAAGGCAACGUUGCCUGUAGGUUUGGCUUCCCUAAACUGCCCGUGGAUGAAACUUUCAUCACUAGGCCCCCUGUUGUUCGCCCCUCUGGAGUUUUAGACGAAAACCAAGACGAGGCUGCUGCUAGAGAACGGAGGGAGAAGCGGGCAAUCGCUAAGAAGCGAAAGAAAGCCAAAGCCAAGCUUCAGCAAGUUAGAGACUUGCUCAUGGAUGCAGGCGCUUCAUUUAGCAGCUUGACGGAGUUGCUCGACCGAUGUGGUUUGACGCGUAAGCAGUACCGUAAGCUCUUCGACCGCGCCGCGAACAGCAACGUCGUGGUCCUGAAGCGGCAUCCGAAUGACUGCUGGGUUAAUCAGUACAACCCAGACCUGCUUCGUGCCUGGAACGCCAACAUGGACAUUCAGUACGUCGUGGAUGACUACAGCUGCAUCAUGUACAUGAUGUCCUAUGUGUCGAAGCCAGAGCAUGAGAUGACUCAAUUCCUUAAGAACGUCAUCAAAGAUGUAAAACAGUCCAACGUAAAUGAGCGUGACGAAAUGAAGCAGAUUAUGCAGGCCUAUGUUAAACAUAGAGAGGUCAGCGCUCAAGAGGCUGUUGCUCGCACCUGCAGCUUGCGUCUGAAGAGGUGCUCCCGCUCCGUUGUGUUCCUUCAGACCGACGAGGAGGGUCUGAAGAUGAGUCACCCUAUUGGCAGACUCAAGCAAAUGGAGCCGGGUUCGGAGGAGGUGUGGAUGUCGGGCCUGCCUGACAAAUACGCCUACAGGCCUGUCGAGCCGGAGUUCGAGCACAUGUGCAUGGCCGAGUUUGCGUCGGAGUACAGGGUGCUGUACGGGCAGCAAACUGAAAGUAGAAGCGGCAUCCCCCUCUUACACGACAUGGGCUUUGUUCAGAAGAGGACUGGGAAACCAGCAAUUAUUAGAUUUCCUCGCUUCUCAGAGCAGAAAACACCUGAGAAGUUCUAUAGAAGACUGCUCAAGCUUUAUCUCCCACACAGAUCCGAUGACGACCUGAGAGAUGAAGCACACCCGACCUACGAGCAGUUUUAUAAGUGUGGCCAAAAGUAUGGCGUGCGUGUCCGAGCCAUCGUAGACCGCAACAAACAACGCUAUGAAGGUCAAGGUCGGAAGCUUGACGAAGCGUUGGAACAGUAUCGGGUGCACGGCCCUAUAGUUAAUGAAUUGGACUGUUAUGCGCCUGAAGUAGAGGCAGACCGGUUAGAGUGUCUUGCAGAGCGAGAACCUGACGAUGAGCGUGAAGACCAAGAAGAAGUUCCUGAAUACGAAGUCAAGAAAGACGGGAGGAGCUCCAUGCCUAGGAUAGAAGCGCCGCAGUUGAGUCCAGACUUUGUGAGAAAAAUGUAUCAAAGUCUGAACGAAACGCAGGCUUCUAUCUUCUACAGCAUACGUCAGUGGUGCUUUGAACUUGUGUGGGGUCGUGACGUCGAGCCGUUUUAUUACUUUUUGACCGGGGGAGCUGGCUGUGGUAAAUCGCACGUAAUCAAGUGCGUUCACCAGGAGGCAACGAGGAUUCUGCGUGAGCUCCCCAGAUUCCGGGACCAUGCAGACAUGUCCCAGCCUGCGGUGCUGCUGACCGCCUUCACUGGCACAGCAGCCUUCAACAUCGCUGGCGUAACGUUGCACUCCGUCCUCAAACUGCCAAGAUCCUUGAAGCCACCGUAUCAAGGUCUUGGAAACGCCCUUGAUGAGGUCAGAGCGGCGCUGUCCAACGCGGAGAUUCUCAUCAUUGACGAGAUCUCCAUGGUUUCCAAAGAGCUGUUUGCCUACGUCAACUGGCGUUUUCAACAGAUCCGAGGAAACAAGAAGCCGUUCGGAGGAAUUUCUGUCCUUGCUGUAGGUGACUUUUAUCAGUUGCCGCCUCCCGGUAGAGCCAAGCCGCUGUGUGUGUACGAGGAGACGGAGUUUGAUCUCUGGAAGGAUCACUUCAAAAUGGUCGUCCUUACAGAGAUCAUGCGACAGAAGGACGAUCGGGCUUUUGCUGAGCUCUUGAACCGCCUGAGAGUGAAGCAAAAGCGCGAUCCUUUGAGCGACGAAGAUAGACGGUUGCUCACACAGGCAGUGGCCGACAUCAAGGAUUGUCCAGUAGAUAGGCUGCAUAUAUACGCCACCAACAAAGAAGUUGACCGUCACAACUCCGCCACUGUAGCCUCCCUCCACGAGGAUGCCAUUGACAUCGCAGCUCAGGAUUACCGUAAAAUGCCUACGACCGGCUGCAUGACGAUGGUGUUCGCCGUUAAAGGUAACCAGCGAGACUUGCCUGACAACAUAAUGGCUGCUCAAGGAGUACGUGUUAUGUUGACCAGGAAUCUCGACGUGGAGGACGGAAUUGUUAACGGAACAUUCGGAACCAUCUCGCACAUUGUGAUGACGGAGCGCGAGCCAAAAUAUGUAAAGUUGAUUGGACUCCAGCUGGACAAUCCCACAGCAGGACAGAGAUUCCGCAAAAAGAUCUUGGGUCCCUCAGACAAUCUGGCCUAUAUUGAAAGGUCUGAGGAGAACCUGAGCAGCAAAAAAGGCGUUGUUCGUCGCCAGUUCCCCAUGAAGUUGGCUUUUGCCUGUACGGCCCACAAAGUACAAGGCAUGACGAUGGCGUCGGCGGUUGUGUGCCUGAAACGCAUCUUCGAACCGGGCAUGGCUUAUGUAGCUCUAAGCCGCACAACUUCGCUGGGAGGUCUGACCGUCUGCGACUUCGACGAGAAGAAGAUCUACGCCGACCCCGAGAUCAAGAUGGCUAUGGAAAGUAUGCCUCGAGCGUCUUUCCAGAGCUGUAGACCGUUGUUGAGUUUUCUUCAAUCCGUGCAACAAACUCCAAAGGUUUUGACAAUUGUCCACCACAACACGCAGGGUCUGCCAUGUCACAUGGUGGACCUGAGAGCGCAUCACGAGCUCCAACGAGCGGAUGUGCUUUGCCUUACAGAGACACAUUUGUCGGGGUCUUCUGUAGCUGAAAUUUUUCAAUUGGAGGGGUAUGCCAUGUUCCCACGUAGCAGACAGCUGUCUUACAACAGCUGUGUGGACAUGGCUAAAAAAGAUGGAGGUGGAGUUGCAGUGUACUGCAGAGACUAUGUGCAAGCAGAGCCUCGCAGGUACAUGCAACAGGUCACGGAUUUGGAGUUUGUUGUUGUUAAAAUCAAGGCUCCGGUCAAAGUACUAUUGGCGACGGUUUACAAACCGCCAAAUUUUCAAUUAGGAAUCUUUCUCCAAAAUUUGAAAAACCUCUUGGACUCAUUGGCCAUUUUAAAUCACCAGCCCAUUGUUGUUUGUGGCGAUUUUAAUGAGGAUCUUCUUUCGAAAGGAAAAAAAAGCAUCAAAGACUUAUUUCAGUCCAGAGGUUACACUCAAUUAAUUAAAGAGUCCACCACCGAGAAGAACACGCUGAUUGACCACAUUUAUAUCUCACAUCCUGAUAAGUGUCUUCAAUCAGGUGUUCUCCAAACGUACUACAGUUACCACAGUCCGGUUUAUUGUAUUUUGACCGACUAAGCCUCUCUAGCCAACACAUGAUCCAUAGAAAAGUUCGAGUUUCUGUAUCCUGUAAGGUGUGUGUGUGUGUGUGUGUGUGUAAUGCAUAUGUAGUUUCUAGGCACUCCUUGAGCCUGGUCAAGGAGUAGUUUAUCGUCACUGUUAUUGUACUCUCUCUGUAAAGUGUUAAUUGACCUUAAAUAAUUUUUUUUUUUGUAAAAAAAAAACCCUUCACAUUGUUUCAUUUUGUCAUAACUUGUCUGCGUGGGCGUUUUUCUUAUUUAAUUGUUUUUCAUAUACGUGUUUCAGGUCACUCAUUCAGUUUGUUCAAUGAGUGCCCAGCUUUUCAAUUGUGUAGUUUUAAGUUAUUGUUAAGACUAAUCAUUGUAGUGGCAUGUGUUGGCUGGAAAUGGUUGAAUCUUAUGUAAAUGCAGUGUAAUUGUAUUUAUUUAUGUAAUAAAGGGCUCCGCAUUAUCUUGUCAUUUACUGAGCUGCUGAGAACGGCGGUCAAUUUAAAAUGUUAUGGAAUUGGCUUAGCUAAUGUAAUGUAAUGUAAUGUUAUGUAAUCUUGUAUUGUAAUGUUGCUUUAUGUAAAAUCAAGCUGAAUGUCAACAAGGUCCAUCACAAGGUAAGUAUCUCUCUUCCUUUGAAUUAUUCACUCGCGUUUGAGUAAUGUAACUAAAUCCCCCUCCCUUUCUCUUCUUCAGGCUCUCUACUGUCCAUGUUCAAAAGCAGGAGUAUCUCACAGCAGAGUGAGGAGGAAAUGAAGAGGACCACAGCUGAUCUCGUGCCAGAUGAAGACCUCCAGAAGACUAUAGCAGCUCACUCUCCAGUGAAGACAGCAACCCAGCAGAAGAACGAAGAACAAGACUCAGGAAGAAGACCUCCAGAAGAUCCCCCCCCCCUUUUAUCUUUAGUUUCCUGAUUGGUUCGGUUGUCUUGUCUGCUUCUUAGAUUAGUUCUCAUUGUAUUUAGUAGGGAGGAUACACACCAGGUCCUAGGGCCUGUGAUUAGUUGACCGGUAGUACCUAAUCUGCUUUUUGUUGCUACAGUAAUGCUUUUAUGCCUGAGGACUACAGUUGACUUGUUAACUUGAGUGCAGUCCUAAAGUUUCCAUCAAUGAAACUGUCUUCAUGUUAAACUGUUCAUGUUGUUGUUGCCCAAAUGAGGAUGGGUUCCCUUUUGAGUCUGGUUCCUCUCGAGGUUUCUUCCUCAUGUUGUUGUCUGAGGGAGUUUUUCCUUGCCACCGUCGCCACAGGCUUGCUCAUUGGGGAUAGAUUAGUGACAAAAUUAGCUCAUGUUUUAAGUUGUUCAAAUUCUGUAAAGCUGCUUUGCGACAAUGUUUGUUAAAAGCGUUAGACUUAUGUUGAUUUUUGCUGACUCAUCGGGUGUUUUUCAAUGCCUUGGUUGUUUGCUUGUGUUUUAUGGAAAAAUAAACCAAAUAUCUGCUGCAAAA